This is a messenger RNA of Rana temporaria (common frog), 1032 nucleotides long. RefSeq lists its product as uncharacterized. The record is from RefSeq and is a predicted model, not a curated record. Bases 1 to 918 code for a protein of 305 amino acids. NCBI's taxonomy places the organism in Eukaryota, Metazoa, Chordata, Amphibia, Anura, Ranidae. The transcript has 4 exons.
AUGAGUGGAAGUUCUGCUCUGGAGAACAUUAUCAGCUGGAAGGAGAAUACAGACGGUGGCGGAGAUGGGUCACUCUUUGUGGGGAGCAUCAUGUGGGCGGAGCUGAGAACCCCAGAAAAUAAGAAUAAAAAAAACAACUCUAAACAGGAUGAUCUUAAAGGAGGUUUGCUAGAACAACCUUACAGUCUGAAUAUUCCUACUGCAGCAGCCUUGACUGGAUUUAGUAAAGGAACUUGGGGUCCCGAAAACACUCAGCUGCCGGCGCAGGAGCCCGGUGGGCCUUCAUCCUACUGGCCGCCGGCGCAGGAGCCCGGUGGGCCUUCAACCUACUGGCCGCCGGCGCAGGAGCCCGGUGGGCCUUCAUCCUACUGGCCGCCGGCACAGGAGCCCGGUGGGCCUUCAUCCUACUGGCCGCCGGCGCAGGAGCCCGGUGGGCCUUCAUCCUACUGGCCGCCGGCGCAGGAGCCCGGUGGGCCUUCAUCCUACUGGCCGCCGGCGCAGGAGCCCGGUGGGCCUUCAUCCUACUGGCCGCCGGCGCAGGAGCCCGGUGGGCCUUCAUCCUACUGGCCGCCGGCGCAGGAGCCCGGUGGGCCUUCAUCCUACUGGCCGCCGGCGCAGGAGCCCGGUGGGCCUUCAUCUUACUGGCCGCCGGCGCAGGAGCCCGGUGGGCCAUCAUCCUACUGGCCGCCGGCGCAGGAGCCCGGUGGGCCCUCAUCCUACUGGCCGCGGGCGCAGGAGCCCGGUGGGCCUUCAUCCUACUGGCAGCCGGCGCAGGAGCCCGGUGGGCCUUCAUCCUACUGGCAGCCGGCGCAGGAGCCCGGUGGGCCUUCAUCCUACUGGCAGCCGGCGCAGGAGCCCGGUGGGCCUUCAUCCUAUCGGCAGCCGGCGCAGGAGCGGCCAAUGGGAAUGACUUAUUAGACCAGUUUGAUUUUUUUUUUGUAUGUUUUUUGCAGUUAAAUUCCUUGUUGCCAUAUCAUGGGGGAAGUUUAUCAAGCAAGGUGCUGAAUAAAUGAACAGCGAAUGGAAGUGUUA